Molecule: messenger RNA, 1560 nt
Organism: Debaryomyces fabryi
Lineage: Eukaryota; Fungi; Ascomycota; Pichiomycetes; Serinales; Debaryomycetaceae
Exons: 1
Coding region: 1-1560 (519 amino acids)
Biological process (GO): regulation of DNA-templated transcription
Cellular component (GO): nucleus
Molecular function (GO): zinc ion binding
Source: RefSeq, a predicted model, not a curated record
AUGAAUUAUACUAAACUAAAGAGUUUUUCUGCAAAUGCAAUAUCCAAUAUCCUACCUGUUGAUCAUGAAACGUGCAGCGAAUUGGUUGAUUAUGCUUUAACAUUGCAGACAGACCAUGAAAUACAAUCUCACUUUUUAAACUUGUUAGGUGAAAGUGAUGAAACUUUAGCAUUCUUAACUAAGUUUAUGGCUUUAAAGAAAGAAGCCGAUGAUUCGUCUAAGCAGAUGAAUAACAUGAAAAACAAAAGUGCUAAGGCUAAGAAAGAAUCUACAGAAAUGCCACCGGCAAACAACACCAAGAAAAAUCAUAAAGCAUGGACUUCACCGUCUGAAUCUGUAGAACAUCAACAAAAAGGACGAUUAGAAAAUAAUAAAACUUCAAAGACUACGUCUCAGUUACUAGAUUUAAGGUCACCUUCGCCCGUGGUAAAACCAAGUAAAAGUUCUAAGAAGAAGAGACUUGACAACUUGCAAGAUAUUGAAGCAGUCUUGAAUGAUUUAGAAAUAGCAUCCAGGGAUGAUAUUGAUAUGGAAUCUUCAAGUGUAAUUAAAAGGAAGUGUAAUUGCAUGGGUAGAAGACACCCGUUAUUCGAGGUAGCACCUAAUUGUUUAAAUUGUGGUAAAAUUAUUUGCGCCAAGGAAGGUCUACAACCUUGCUCAUUCUGUGGAAAGGAGUUGUUAUCAUUCAAAGACAAAUGGGAAAUAAUAAAUUUAUUGAGAGAAGAGAAGACUAAUAUUGAAAGCAAACAAGAUCCUUCAAGAAGCAAAAGUUCACAAGACUAUACCCCAACGUCUCAUUCCAAAAAUAAGAACAAAAAAAUUGUUGUCACCUUAAAUGCCGGAGAAAACCUUUGGAGGGCCCAGGAUACAGCAUUAAAAAAAAUGGAGUCCGACAAGAAAAGGGAUCAGGAGUUAUUAGAGAAAAUAAAAAAAGAAAGAGAGGAGAUUGCACAGCAAGCGAAGGAAUUACAGCAUUAUGAAGAAACAAGCAAAAUAAAUCCUGAACUAGUGAAAGCACAGGAAAGACUAGAAACAUUACUUGCAUUCCAAGCCACUGGAGCAGAAAGAACUAAGAUCAUUGAUAAUGCUUCAGACUUCGAAAUGCCAAAUUCAAAUAGUGGAAACAUGUGGUUGUCACCGAUGGAGAGAGCAUUGCAUUUAAAGAAACAACAAAAGCAACUUCGCAAGAAUGAUGGGAUCAAGAAAGCAAGGUCGGGUAGAGGUAAUAAAACUGUUGAAAUGGUUAUAAAGGAUGGAAAAGUCACCAUGGUUGAGAAGCAAGCAGGAGGGUCAAUGAAGGAUGACGAUGAAAGCGAGGACGAAGAGAUUAUAGGUUUAGAAAAUAAGGUCAAAGAAAGUAAAAGUGAAAAUGAAAAUGCAUCUUCCAAGAACAUUUGGGAUUAUAAUAAAUACAACAAUAGAUGGGAAAAGCCACUUUACAUACCUUCGGAAAAUGACUUUCCAAAAAUACAGAAUACUGAUCAACAAACAUAUAAGCCUCGAGUACAGUUUUCUAAUGAUGCCGAGGAGAAUGAACUUCUUAUCACAUUGCCUUCUUAG